Molecule: messenger RNA, 1026 nt
Organism: Aspergillus nidulans FGSC A4
Lineage: Eukaryota; Fungi; Ascomycota; Eurotiomycetes; Eurotiales; Aspergillaceae
Exons: 1
Coding region: 1-1026 (341 amino acids)
Source: RefSeq, a predicted model, not a curated record
AUGUCACCUUCUUCCCAAACUUUCAACAACCUCUACCUGAUUGUCUCGCACGGAUUCUGCUCGGCGCGAGGGUACCAUGGCAACGACGAUAAACAGCUUCUCGCAGUCAUCAACCAGUCCCUCCGCUUCGACAACUGGGCCAGAGUCGCUCUAUUCGCUUCAGACGAGACUGGCAAUGUGCAUUUGUGCCCAACACUCUGCAACGAUGUUGAUGCGCGCGAGGACAUUCGGCGUGUUAUGGAUCGGCUCGGCAACGAGAUGAAUAAGUAUGGAGAGACAUUGAUGCAAAUGCGUGCGGCGGCGCAAAGAGCGGAUCUAGAACGUCAAGAGCAAGAGCACCGGCGGCGAGAGCAGCAGCAUCAGGGACAGCAGCAGCGCUCGGUGCUGUCAGGACCGAACGCGCAGAACGGGCAGGAUGCACAGUCGGGGGAGAAUGAAGCGCCAGGACAGACAGGAGAAUCAGGAGAGAACGGUCAGGCCGGCCAAAUGAGUCAGGCCCCUCAAGCGAGUCAGGACGGUCAGAAUGAUGAGGUCGAGCAAGCGGAACAGGCCGGACAAGACGCAGCGCAAGGGCAGGGCGAGGAACCGCAAGGACGAAGGCAGACACUCCGUCACCGGAUUAGACGGGUUCGGUGGGCAUCCCCGCUCAGCUGGGGCUCCCGGACACCGCCGCCGACGCCGCAAGACGUGCGAGACCAGCGCAGUAGCCAGCGGGAUAGCCAGCACCUACGGGAGAAUGGCGAGGAGCAGGUGGCGGCGAGUACGCGCACGAGUGCCGGUGCGAGGGCCAGUACGACUGGAACCCCAGACACGGCAACCCUCCAAGCAGUGAGCGAGGAGGAAGGUGCUCUGUAUCGUGCUAUUGAACGAGCGCUUGACGAACUAUACGAUAUCUGCCCGGUUGGCCCACUGCUACAUGACGACGAUGGUGACGUGCCCAUGCAGGACGGGAAUGCCGUCAAUGGCAACGCUGGCAUGAAUGGUGAUGAGUCUAUAGGUGACUGUGUCGGGAAUGGAGAGUUAUAG